AUGACCGGCAACAACAAGAACGAGAAUGACGGCGGCGCUUCAACCGUGUCCGACUACAAGACCCUGUGGAUAAAAUCUUCCGGAUUCUUUUCUCUCUACCCGGCGAAGACCGACACCCAGGCCAGUGACAACAGCGAUGCUGUGCUCCUUGAUAUAGCACGUGUUGGAACCUGGGAUUGGGCCUCUGAGUGGGCUGCCAGUGGCGCGAAGAGCGAUGUCUUUGUGUACUAUUUCACCAAGGCUCCUGCCGAAAAUGAGGAAGGUGGUGCUUAUCAUGGUGCUGAGAUCUGCAUUCCCUACUCGGACUACUCCAACGUCACCUGGAAUGACACCGAUUACAAGAUUGAAUCUGUUAUCUCUGCGUACUGGGCCAACUUCAUUCGCACUGGUAACCCCAAUGGUGACGGCUUGAUUCAAUUCCCCCCGUCAUCUAGCAUAUACUCUGCCAUGCACCUCGGUGAAUCUUUCGGCGCGGUACCAAUCGCUGCGUCCAAAAAACGCAUUAGCUUUCUCCGUCGCUGGAUGUCUACUUUGCACCAGUACUAG
This is a messenger RNA of Penicillium antarcticum, 546 nucleotides long. RefSeq names its product Carboxylesterase type B. Lineage: Eukaryota; Fungi; Ascomycota; Eurotiomycetes; Eurotiales; Aspergillaceae. The record is from RefSeq and is a predicted model, not a curated record. The transcript has 3 exons. The coding region runs from base 1 to 546 and encodes 181 amino acids.